Molecule: messenger RNA, 1647 nt
Organism: Lactuca saligna
Lineage: Eukaryota; Viridiplantae; Streptophyta; Magnoliopsida; Asterales; Asteraceae
Source: the annotation of a GenBank genome assembly
AUGGUAAUAUCUAAUCUCAUCAAUUCAUUUGUCAGCAUAUAUAUGGGACACUAUCAGAAAGCCUUUGUGAUUUUCCUCAUUUGUUCAUAUUUUGUGUAUCCUCCUCUCAUCCUUUCAUCAUCGACUGAUGGAUACACGAGAAUUAGAUUGAAAAGAAUGAAAUUAAACAAAGACAAUCGUGUUGUUUCACAAACUGAGUUGACUCAUUCUUUGAGGGCUCGUUAUGGGAAUAAUCUCAUCGGGUCCAAUGGAUUAGACAUCGUGUUGUUAACUAAUUACAUCAACACUCAAUAUUACGGUGAGAUUGGUAUUGGCACUCCUCCUCAAAUGUUCAAUGUCAUCUUUGAUACCGGUAGCUCUAAUCUAUGGGUGCCAUCAUCAAAGUGUUAUCUCUCGAUGUCAUGCUAUGUUCAUUCAAAAUACCGGUCAGGAAUGUCAAUUACAUACAAGAGUAGUGGGCAAUCUGGUGCAAUUGAAUAUGGUAGUGGAACAAUAUCAGGAUUCUUUAGCAAAGACAACGUUAAAAUUGGUCAUCUCAUUAUUAAGGAUCAGGAGUUUAUCGAGGCAACAAAGGAGCCUGAUAUGACGUUUAUGACCGGAAAGUUUGAUGGUGUACUUGGGCUUGGAUUCAGGGAGAUUUCCGUUGGAAAUGUUGCCACAAUAUGGGAGAAUAUGUUGAAUCAAAAUGUAGUUAAGUAUCCAUUGUUCUCGAUUUGGUUGGACCGGAGUGAAAAUGAAGAAAAUGGGGGUGGGGGCGAGAUCAUCUUUGGUGGCGUUGAUCCCAACCAUUACAAGGGUAAUCAUGCUUUUGUUCCGAUCACAAAAAAGGGUUAUUGGCAGUUCAAUUUGGGCGAUGUUCUUAUCAAUGGCGAAUCAACCGGAUACUGUCAAAAUGGAUGUCCCGCCAUUGCAGACUCAGGAACUUCUUUGCUAACCGGGCCAACGUCUGCGAUUAACGAGAUAAAUGCUGCCAUUGGAAUAAAGAGCUUUGUGAGUCAAGAAUUUAAGUCUGUGGUCAAACAAAACGGGGAAAACAUAUUGGAUCUUCUUCAGAAUGAGCUCUCCGAGCAAUUUGACACAAUCCGAGACUCGGAUAUUGAUUGUGGAAAGGCUGCAUCGAUGCCUAAUAUUUCGUUUACACUUGGUGGUAAAGAUUUUGUUCUUACACCACAGGAGUACCUUAUUAAAGAUGGUGAGGGUGAUGGUACACGUUGUGUGAGUGGUUUCAUGCCGUUGGACAUUCCUACUUCUGAUGGCCUUCUAUGGAUCUUGGGAGAUGUUUUCAUGGGUAGUUACCAUACUAUAUUCGAUUACGGGAACUUGAGAGUUGGAUUCGCAAAGGCGGUAUAACAUAGACGAUACAUGGUCAUGAACGUGUCUUCCUUGUUCAAUAUCUUGUUAAAGAAGCGUUUAAAAUUAAUAUAUCACUUAUUGUGGUUCUAAUCUUCUACAAAAGAUUUGGGCAUGAGAGAACUCAUCAUUGGAUUAUAUGUUUCGAUCACUUUAUAUGCUUGAUUUAUUAAAGUGAAACCAUAACUAUUUUGUUACAAUAUUUGAUUGUUGGUUGAUCAAAUUUUUAAUUAAGACUGUUGGUUGAUCAAUUUAUAUGCUUGAUUUAUUAAAGAAAAUCCAAUGAUUGAAGAAAAU